GAGCUCCGGGGCGGAGACCCAGCGAAGAGCGACAGGACGAGGAGUCAUUCGGGGUUAGAAUAUUCCGCUUGGGGGGGUGGGGGAAGGACAUAUUCACUGCCAACCCGGCGACGAGGCUGGGCCUGAGGCUGCCCACAACCCAGGAAAACAUGGAGCUGGAGAAUAUCGUGGCCAACACCGUCCUGCUGAAAGCCAGGGAAGGGGGCGGUGGCAACCGGAAGGGAAAGAGUAAGAAAUGGAAGCAGAUGCUGCAGUUUCCCCACAUAACCCAGUGCGAGGAGCUACGCCAGAGCACAGAGAGGGACUACCACAGCCUGUGUGAGCGCCAGCCCAUCGGACGGACCCUCUUCCGGCAGUUCUGUGACACCCGGCCCGAGCUGAAGCGCUGUGUCCAGUUCCUGGACGCCGUGGCAGAGUACGAAGUCACCCCAGACGAAGAACGAAGGGAACGAGGACAGGAGUUGAUUGACCGAUACUUCAGCUUGACGUCAGACGACCAUGUCCCCGAGAUACCGAACGAGCUGGUGACCAAGUGCAUGGAGGGCCUUCAGAAUGAGGCCUGUAAGGACCUUUUCAAGGAGUGUACCAAGCUCAUCCAUGGCUGCCUGAGCGAGGCUCCCUUCUCCGACUACCAGGAGAGCAUGUACUUCAACCGGUUCCUGCAGUGGAAGUGGCUGGAGAGACAGCCCGUGACGAAGAACACCUUCCGGCAGUACCGGGUCCUGGGAAAGGGAGGCUUCGGAGAGGUGUGCGCGUGCCAGGUGCGAGCCACGGGGAAGAUGUACGCCUGCAAGAAGCUGGAGAAGAAGAGGAUCAAAAAGAGGAAAGGAGAAUCCAUGGCGCUCAACGAGAAGCAGAUUCUGGAGAAGGUCAACAGUCGGUUUGUAGUGAGCCUGGCAUACGCCUAUGAGACGAAGGACGCCCUAUGCCUGGUGCUGACCCUCAUGAACGGCGGCGACCUGAAGUUCCACAUCUAUCACAUGGGCGAGGCCGGGUUCGAGGAGAAGAGGGCCGUCUUCUAUUCCGCUGAGCUGUGUUGUGGCCUGGAAGAUCUCCACCGGGAGAGGAUAGUGUACAGAGACCUGAAGCCUGAAAAUAUCCUAUUAGAUGACUAUGGCCACAUUCGCAUCUCAGACCUCGGGCUGGCCGUUUACGUGCCGGAGGGCCAGACCAUCAAAGGUCGGGUGGGCACCGUGGGCUACAUGGCCCCAGAGGUGGUAAAGAACGAACGCUACACCUUCAGCCCAGACUGGUGGGCGCUGGGCUGCCUGCUCUAUGAGAUGAUCGAGGGCCAGUCGCCCUUCCAGCAGCGCAAGAAGAAGAUCAAGCGUGAGGAGGUGGAGCGGUUGGUGCGGGAGGUGGAGGAGGAAUACUCAAACAAGUUCUCUGAGGAUGCCAAGUCCCUCUGCAGGAUGUUGCUGGCCAAGGACCCCAAUGUCAGGCUUGGCUGUCAAGGUGGUGGGGCCGCAGAGGUCAAAGCCCACCCUCUCUUCCGGUCCAUGAAUUUCAAGCGUUUGGAGGCAGGCAUGCUUCAAGCCCCCUUCAUCCCCGACCCGCAGGCCAUCUACUGUAAGGAUGUGCUGGACAUAGAACAGUUCUCCACCGUCAAGGGGGUGGAGCUGGAACCCAAGGACAGCUCCUUCUACCACAAGGUCUCCACGGGCAGUGUCUCGAUCCCCUGGCAAAAUGAGAUGAUCGAGACUGAGUGCUUUAAAGAGCUCAACAUGUUACCUAUGGAUGGGUCAGUACCUCCUGAUAUGGACUGGAGGAACCAGCCUUCCCCCCCACCCAAAAAGGGGCUGCUUCAGAGGCUCUUUGGGCAACAAGGAUGCUGUGGGGACUGCAGUGACAGCGAGGAUGAGCCCACAAGACUGUGAGAUCCAAUUUCACCAUGAGCUGCCCUGCCCCCUCAGAGAAUCCAAUAUGUUUACAAAUUUUGCACAUUUGUAUUUUUAAAAUAGAACUAUCUAAAUAUGGGAAUGUAUAUUUUCAGUAUAUAGCCAUACAGUAUAUGUUAUUUAAAAACUAAAAAUACGGCAAAAAAAAAAUUAUACCGUCCAUCUACCUAGGGUUUGGCAAACAACCUGUAGGUCAGCGAUGCUAAACGUCGUCUCGUCUCAAGUACCCUCUUUGUGAGUAGUCAGUUCUGCAGGCUUUUAAAGAUUUGUUCUUUUUUUUUAUGACCAUUUUUGCAAAGCAAAGUGAUUCGUAUGCUCAAAACUGCAAUGCUUCUGCACUUCACAGGAGGGGAGUGCUGUUUAACGCCAUUUAUUUUUCUGUUACAGUAAGAUUUCAGUUUAAUGUGAGGAAUGGAUGACUGGGUAUUUGCUGUAGGCCUUUGUCAUUUUCAUAUUAUUUUAUUCUUUUAUUUGGGUAAAUUUGUUUGCUCAUUCAUCCUAAGCUAGUGUGCCAUAAUUACCGUAACCACGACUCGGUCCCUGCCUAGCUGAGUGCCAAAUCACCGCUUGCUCACUGUUGGUUUAGCCAGUUGUUGUAAAACCGCAUCUUCCCCAUUUAAUUUUAGUUGUUAUCAUCCGUGCACUAUAAUAAUGGUGAUUAGCAUUUGCAGGAAGUGUGAUUUUUUUUUUUAUUUUUUAUUUUUUUUUUUUUCUCUAAAGUCUGUCUGCAUACUGAUUAUUAUCAGUGUAUGAAGAUUAGAAAAGAAGCAUACAGUUUGAUGUCUGUCCAAACACAGCCAAUAUAUAUUUGUACCUGUUGUACAAUUCAAGGCGUGUGUGGUGCUGACAGGCUUUCCUUCUGACCAAUUAUCCCACCUCAACAUUGCAAGCAAAUAAGUUCCCUGUGUCUUUAAGACUGUGUAAGACCUUUACCGUUAUGAUCUAUACUCACACUCUUCAGGUAACUCACCCCUACCUCUGCUUGCCUCUGGGUCCUCAGAAGCACAUUCCUCAAUUGGUCUUCUGUUGUAGUCCUUCACUCUUUGGUGAGUCACUUUUAGGUAAUUCAGGGCCUAGUUCUUUUAUGUGCAGGAGGAAUAUCUUAGGAUGGUUGAUAGCGUAUGUUUUUAGGUCACGCGGGACUGAGUUUGCAUGUCUUGGAGCAACACUUUGUGUGACACUUUCCCAACUUCAUGCCUACUUUGUUUGGUCGAUUUACUCGAUGUCCUGUUUUAUUUCAUUCACCCUCGAGGGCCAUGAAACAUGGAACUUCUGACUCGACACCUUUUAUGUCCCUAUUUUUCCACUUCUUCCAUUUGCAGUAUGGUGUGGUUUUCACCGGUGAAAGAAUCUCCUUGUCACUAGUGUUUUUUUUUUUUUUUUUGGAAACUGUCUCAUCUCACAUUCUAGUUGGGAAAUGCCUUAAUGUCAUCAACGACGUAUUAAUGAUGCCAAAUAUGUGCCAGCAUUCUCCCCUGGAAGGUGCAGGGCCAUUAAAAUCCUAGGACACUGUGGCCUGAGGUUGUCCCAGCCGGACAUUUUGGCGCCACAUUUCCUUGUUUUAAACGCGUCAUGUUGAAUUCGUUAUUUACAUAUUUACUUUCUGGCCAUCGGCAGGUUCUGCUUUAGAAGUAGUGGAGUGGUAUAACUUAUUCCACGAUGGACUUAAGAGAGCUAUUUGGCUCUCUCUGCAACUAUCUGGACCAUCCACAUUGAUUUAGACCCUCGAUUUAUUUUUCAUUUCCUUUAGUGUCUUCAUCUGAGUAAGACUGGAGUGCUUUGUCAUCAAGUACCUGCAACCUUGAGUUUUUGAACUGCAGAAGCUCUUAUGGGUUUAGAGAGAGGUUGCCAGCCCACUUGAACCUGUCAGCUUCUGGCCUUUCCAGCAGCCUCGUGCCACGUUUUGUAUGAGUACUUAUCACAGCCAGCAUCUGAGGACUGUCUGUCCUUCUUUGGACAAAGCCUCAAUGUUUAAUUCAUGUCCGGGCAGCGGUGACUAACCCUCUUUGCGUCCGCAAGAGUCCGAAAUUGUCGGUGCCAUCAACGGUUGCCCGUCUGGCCUCACUCCAUCUUGACAGAAGUUGGAUCCACGCACAAAACGGUCUUUGUCCAGCUUCUUCAGAAGGCCUGGUAAAAAGCUGGACUGUGGGGUUAGGAUUCCCACCCAACACCACAGAUGAAACACAUUUCUGGGGGGUGAUGGUCUAAGCCCAGAAACCCGCCAUCAAAGUUCAGUGAAUGCUUAGUUUUGUUCUGAAUCUUAAAUCGGUUUAGUGUUACCUUGGGAGUCUCACAUCUAACAUUACUCCAGUCCUUUAAUUUUGUGAAAAUCUGAGAUAUAAUUUUUGGAGUCUGCUUAAGCUAUGACCGCUAAUCAAGUAGGAAUAUCACACGAUUUAACCGGCCAAUAUUCGCUAGUUCGGGCAGCUUUCACCAAACUUUCAUUGAGUGGCUUCUCAUUGCCCAAGAACUCAUCCUAAAUACAUAACUUGUAACCUCCUCUUGUCCACUUUGAUGGCUCAAUUUGGAAGCAACCGAACACUGUCUUAGGCUUCAGUAACCAUACAACUGCCUAUCCAGUCAACUACGGGUUAUAAGCCUAUACUGUUAGGAGUACUAACUUGUACCUUUGCUUGUCACUAGGGCUGUACCCUCAAGGGGUCUGCCAAUUGUACCCUGUACGUGUAUGUAAUGGUACUUUUUAAGGUACAGGAAUGGACUCUGAGGAACAUCCCCAAGGUACAAACAGCAUUAAUGUAUCCCCAAUGAUACAAAUAUGUUCAUCAUAGUCCAUUUCUGGAUCUUAAAAGGUACAAGCACCUACAGCUGAGGGUACAAUUGGCAGAUCCUUGAGGGUACAGCCCCAGUGACAAGCAAAGGUCCAAAUGAGUACUUUUUUCUGAAUGUACUGAUAUUAAUAUUAUUCGGCUAUUUCAACUUCUUUCUGCCUCCCUUGACUGCUGCUUCAUGAAAUCGCACAAUCUUUGUGCCCGUUUAGUCCACUGGUUUCCACCUGGUAAAACCAGACCUUUCCCUGGGAUUCCUUGUUCCCAGAUCAUUGCCCAGUACACUAGAGACGUCCAGGAUGUCAAAAUCUGUUAGUGUGGGACUCUUGUGGGCGCCGUUGUCUCAAUUCUGUUGCCAAAACUUAAAAUGGUGCCCUGAUUUCAACUUCUAAUUGAUGGGACGUUUAAUGACAUAACAUUCCAGUGAAGUGAUGAAAUAUGACGACUGGACUCGUUACAACCUUGUCUGAUUGUUAAUUCAGGAGAAACUGAACUCCACACAUUGAACAGCUUGAAGGAUUUUACUCCUAAAAGUACAUAUCUCAUUGUAAGCUAGUUUGUUGCAGUAUUCAAACAGCCUGGGACCAACCUCCCGGCUCAGUCAUACAAGGACAUCGACCAUAUAUGGUGUAAGCACCAUGAUAGGCAUAUCAGUACUUUAAGUUGACCAGUAAGCAUCAGUCUACCUCUUAUUUCUAUGAUUGAUCACUCAUCUUCCAAGAGCAUCAACUUUGUGGGAUAUCGGAGCCAGCAGACAAUCAAAACGACAUGAUGAUUAUAACAAAAAAACACUAUAGUAUACAGCUUUCAAGCAAUAAUAUAGUUUUCUUAUCCCAUGCGCCAUCCUCCUUGCAGUUAUAUGUAGCUAGAUUGUUUUGCGAAUAAUGGCAAACCGUCAAAAAAAAAAAUGCACAGCAGAUCUAUGAAAGUGUUGAGCAUCCUGGCACUUAGCUUUGCAAAAAGAAAGAGGAACGUAAUCAGUUUGUAUUUCGAGAAGCACAGACACUGUUUAACACUACUGCUUUAGCAGUAACAUAGUAUACCAGAAAGAACAGGCGGGAAUAGAUUUUAAGGUUGCAUUUUUUUUAUCCAAGUUUGUGGUUUCACUCCCGUCGAUCUGAUGCCAAAAUUCAGUAAUGUGUCAAAGUAACUCUCGUUCUAGAAUUUUCAAUUAUUCAUUAACUUAGUCUCUUUUUAACAGUGUCCAGUUGCAUUUAAAGCCAGUCCCUUGUUUCUAAACAUUGUUUCAGUUGUCUGCUUUAAACUGUUAAUGUACUUUUUAGACCUUUCAUUGUAGACUUGUUAUUCAUUGACGGACUUGGGGAAGUGAGGUUUGGUUUUGGUUUGGUGAGGGUUGAUUUGGCGAAAGUAAUUGGGUAUAAACCCCCCCCCCAUUUCUUUUGUAAUAAUUAAUUUCCCUAAUUGGGUUAUAUUAGCAAAAUAAGACCUGUCAAAUUUUGCAUGUAAAAAUGUAUUUCAUAAUUGCAGCCAUGUAGAUAUUUUUUUGAAAAUUAUAAGGCUUUUUUUAAUUUAUUCAUUAGGAAGAGUAUGAAAGAGCACGUUUAUUUUCUGCUUAACUUCAGGCGUUCAUUUUCUAAGUACACCUUCAUUUACACCUUUCAAUGUGCCUUUUUUCUUUUUAAGGAAUCAUUUAAUUAGUGUUUCAGUUUCACUGCAGGGUUGGGGGAAUUGCCAGCUGUAGAAAGCGAUUCUGCUUGGCGCCCGGGUUCCCCCCCGACGCCUGACUGAGCUGUGAUUACAUGUGCGUUACGUCCCGAUGUCAGGAUAGCGUGAGACUUCUUGCCUUUUUUUUUUCUGUUUUUCUUUUCUCCUUUUUUUAAAUUUUAUUAUUUUUUUUAAUUAUACAUGACUGAGCCAGUAAGACGAUAAUGCUGGGGAGACUGGGACAAAUUCCGGAAUUCUGGAAGUUAUCAAUCCUCAAAAGAGGGGAAAAAGAAAAAAAAAGCGAGUCGAUCUGUCAGUCACAUUUCCCAUCUCGGAUUUUAACUUGACUACAUUCCAAUUUUUGCGGUACUGUACAGUGUGUAAAUGAUUCUAAUUUUAUUUAGCAAUAAUUGUUUUUAAAUGUGUAUAUAUAUAUAUAUAUAUAUAUAUAUAUAAAAAAAACUAAAUACUAGACUGAAAUGAUUUCUCCCUUUGCUGUGUGUUGCUACUCCUGAGUCGGGCUUCAACACUGUGAAGUAUGUACGAGGUCAUGCGUGUGUCCUGUCACGCCUGUGCGCAGAUCACUCUGCUAUGCACUGAUUUAGCACGCGUGUCUGUGUGUGGUGUACAUGCGUGUUUGCCCUGCUGUGUAAUAAGCGUGCUUGUUGUGUUCAUGACCAUUUAGGAGAGCCCUGUCUGUGUUCCCGUGAAUUGAAACGACUGCACACGCAUAGGUGGACCCCCCCCCCCUCCAAAAAAACAAUUAAAUAUUCAAAAAUGAGACCUUAAGCACAAAGACACAAGUUUUGGGUUUGGUACUGUUUCAGGAGUAUCGCAUCACAAAACCCCUCCCUUUUACCUCACUUUAGGGGAGCAGUUACCCCAUAAUGACCAUUGGGGGGCAGCAUGCUUGAUACAUGAAUAGAGUUUGCUUUCUGUUUCACCCGAGUAACUUCCUAUAUGUAUCAAGCGUCCGUUACUUGUCGUAGGAGAGCAUAUCCUCUCGCUAGAAUUUUAUGUUCUGUUUCAGGAGUCUUUCAAUAUUCGUUAUGUUAGAAUAACUGAAUUGUACCACUUUUUGUUUCAUUUCAGUGUUACUUUCAUAUGUGAUGCUCUUUUCAUUGACUUUUCCUUUUAAUAUGUAAUAAAAAUAUCCGCCGGCCAAUUACACGGUCCGUAGGCUACAAGAAAGUAUUUUCCUAAUAAAACUUUGGGCCUCUUA
Paramormyrops kingsleyae is the source of this 7571-nucleotide messenger RNA. RefSeq names its product G protein-coupled receptor kinase 6 (gene grk6). The record is from RefSeq and is a predicted model, not a curated record. Gene Ontology annotation, cellular component: cytoplasm. NCBI's taxonomy places the organism in Eukaryota, Metazoa, Chordata, Actinopteri, Osteoglossiformes, Mormyridae. Gene Ontology annotation, biological process: regulation of signal transduction; protein phosphorylation; signal transduction. Gene Ontology annotation, molecular function: G protein-coupled receptor kinase activity; ATP binding.